AUGAUCGGAUUAUUUCAAACAAGCAGCUUGGCACAGCUUAUCGUAGUUAUUGGAACUGAACUGAUUUUAACAGUGAGCACUUAUAUAAAAUGGCCGCAUUCAGAUAGCCAUGUUAACCUGUUCCAUGUGAUCCUUGGCUGCAUCAAGGUUUUUAUACUCGGUUUGAAUAUUACCUAUCUUCCCCAGCUUAAAACAUCUGCUCUAUUAAAGCUGUACAUGGGUUAUGUUCAAAUGGCGCUUCAUAGCCUAGUUUUUUUUCUAUUUUUCGCACUUAUCAUCAAGAAUAUUGUUGGAGUGAUGUUUGCAGCUUUACAAGAUCACAAAAUUAACAUCAGAGAGGCAGAUAAACCACGUUCACGGGAAUUGCUAUCCUUUUGGCGUCGAAAUGACAAGAAGAAGAAUUUCAGAAGGAGUAGACAUUCUGCAGAACUCUUAAUACGGCAAAGUCAGCAAAGUACAACACAAACG
Mycotypha africana is the source of this 468-nucleotide messenger RNA. RefSeq lists its product as uncharacterized. The record is from RefSeq and is a predicted model, not a curated record. The annotation marks the transcript as partial. Gene Ontology annotation, biological process: transmembrane transport. The transcript has a single exon. NCBI's taxonomy places the organism in Eukaryota, Fungi, Mucoromycota, Mucoromycetes, Mucorales, Mycotyphaceae.